Styela clava is the source of this 2722-nucleotide messenger RNA. RefSeq names its product heat shock 70 kDa protein 1-like. Gene Ontology annotation, molecular function: ATP binding; ATP-dependent protein folding chaperone. The record is from RefSeq and is a predicted model, not a curated record. Lineage: Eukaryota; Metazoa; Chordata; Ascidiacea; Stolidobranchia; Styelidae.
GUAUAUUGUAUUGUAAAAAGGGAAGUAACUCAGGACUGUAAGUUCAGGCUAUGCAACGCAGGGUAUGAUUCAGUACUUUUGGAUUCGCUAAAAAGAUGACAGCAAUUGGAAUCGAUCUUGGCACAACCUAUUCAUGUGUGGCAGUUUUCAGAAACGAUCGGGUUGAAAUCAUAGCGAACGAUGAAGGCAGCAGAGUUACGCCGUCGUGUGUGUCAUUUUCAGAUACAGAGAGACUUAUUGGUGAUACAGCAAAAUCUGAAGCAUCAUUAAAUUAUGAGAAUACAUUGUUACAAAUCAAGCGUUUAAUUGGUCGAACAUACGACGACCAAAACGUCCAAAAUGAUUUGAAAUUGCUUGGAUUCAAAGUAAUCGACAAAGACAACAAACCACAAAUACAGGUCAAUUAUAUGAACAAAGUGACUACUUUCUAUCCAGAAGAAAUAAGCGCUAUGGUGCUUGGUGUUCUGAAAGAAGCUGCAGAAGCGUAUAUUGGGAGUAAAGUCACCGAUGCCGUUAUAACAGUUCCUGCUUAUUUCAAUGAUUCGCAACGAAAAGAGACUAAACAUGCUGGCGAAAUAGCUGGGUUUAACGUACUUCAAUUAUUGAACGAACCCACUGCAGCCGCAAUUGCAUACGGAAUUGAAAAUAAGGAUAGAGGCCCGCGUGAUAUUUUAAUAUUUGAUCUUGGUGGAGGAACGUUUGACGUUACGGUGAUGACAAUAAAAAAUAAUGUAUUUGAGGUGAAAGCAACAGGAGGCGAUACCCAUUUAGGAGGCGAAGACUUCGAUAAUCGAAUGGUUGAUUACCUUUCCAAAAUGUUUAAUGAAAAGCACAGUGCAAAUAUGAUGGAUAAUAAAAGAGCAUUGAGUCGACUACGCGUCGCUUGCGAAGCAGCCAAGAGAAAACUAUCAGUGGCGACAUAUGCAAAGAUACAAAUAGAUGGCCUUCAUAGCGGAAUUGAUUUUAAAGUUUCUCUCAGUAGAGCCAAAUUCGAAGAUCUAAAUAAUGACUACUUCGAAAAGGCAAUUAAAACUGUUGAAAAAACACUUCUAGAAGCGAAGUUGGACAAAAACAAGAUUGACGACGUAGUUCUUGUUGGCGGAUCUACGAGAAUUCCAAAAAUUCGCGAGAUGUUGCAAAAUUUUUUUUCUGGAAAAACUCUGUAUAAAACCAUUAAUCCAGAUGAGGCGGUGGCACAUGGCGCUGCAGCGCAGGCGGAAAACAUAAAGUUAGGAAAGUUUAUUCUUCGCGACAUCGUUCCUUUAUCACUCGGAGUUGAAGUAGAUGGAGAUUUCAUGUCAGCAGUUAUCAUGAAAAACACAAAAAUCCCAACUAAACGCACCAUAAACGUUACAACAGCGCGUGACCAACAGACAACUCUGGCCAUUUCUAUUUACCAAGGAGAGCGUGCAGCUACCACCGACAACAUGUUUCUGGGAGCGUUUCGACUUGAAGGAAUACAUCCAGCUCCGCGCGGAGUGCCUAGUGUAGAACUUUGCUUUGAAAUAGACUCAAGUGGUAUUUUGAAUGUGAGCGCUCACGACAAGAAUUCGGGUCGAAAAAAUAAAAUUACUAUAUUUGAGGAAAAAAGAUUACUGGCGGAAAAAGAUAUUGCUCGAAUGACUGCGGAUGCUGAAAAGUUUAAACAGGCUGACGAGGAAUUAAAAAAUCAACAUAAAUCAAAGAAUGAGCUUGAAGAUUUAGCUUUAAGAACUAAGCAAUCCGCUCAAGACUUACAAGCUGACCAAAAAAUCACAAAAGAUGAAGAAAGUCGUUUAGUGGAAUUAUGUACAGAAACGCUCAGUUGGCUAGAUUUGAAUAAGAAAGCUGAUACAGCAGUAAUAAAGAAGAAGAAACGAGAACUGGAAUCAAUAGCUCAUCCCAUCUUUACGCGAUUAUAUUUAUUCGAUCAGAUAAACCCAAAUUUGGAGACGGAUUUCACUGAAAAUAGCGCAGAGUCCGACGACGAAUUCAGUCCUGACUACGAACAUGUCGAUGAAGAUUCUGAUGAUGAUUCUAAUGCUGCAACUUGUUCCUUUUCGUUAUAUCCUAGUACUGAUGAUAGCACAACUUCCAGUGAUUCCGAAAAUGAGAAUGGUGCAACUAUGGAUCGGCCAUCGAAUUGGGGAAAAGGGAGAGGUACUCUCCGCGCUUCAUUUCUCAGUAGCGGGCAGGAUGAACAGGAAAGUUUAAACAAAGUGACAAGCUUUGAUCAAGUACUGAAAAGUCUACGCCAUAAAUUGAAAGAAACAGACACAAAAGACGAUUCAUGAAACUUUUCAUUAACCUUUUCAUCAAAGUAUAACGUUUUCGAAUGUCGUUCUUGGCAAUCACUAUGACAAAAUGAUAUUGCCAAUUUUGUUUCUAUAAUUUAUCGAAUUCCACUGGAGAUUAAGUUUCUUCUUACUUAAUCGAUUUUGUUACAAUCAUCUCAUUGAUAAUCAAAAAUUACUUAAAUACCAAAAUAAUUUCAAUGAUACUUAUUUCAGAUACCGCAAACACCACCUUAAUUAAUGAUAACAAAUACGAAUAUAAUUUUUAUAUAAUAUUUCGUUUAAAUUUCUUUAAAUAGACGAUUUAUUCAUAUUCAUGCUGAAUUAUUACGUAAUAUGCAACUAUAUGUGUGUACAUCAUUUUCCUGAUAAUUAAUUGAUGAGCGUUGAUUAAAUAACGCAAUGCAUCAUAUAGUCAAAAUGAUAUAUAAUUACUGAGUCUAGUUAGC